AUGCCUUACCACGAUGAGGAGUAUCCGGGUCAGCCUCUGUGGCAGUCGGUGCUGCUCUUCUGCUGUAAGGGUAUGAUCGAGGGCAUCAUGGUCAUACUCUUCUUCUGGCUCCUGGUGCAGGUCCUUUUCACCAAACAACUGGAAGUUCACCUCCAAAUCCUUCUUUUGGUCGGACUGAUAGCUUUUUGUCUCAGUUUGUGCCUGGGAUGUGUCCUGUGCUGGAGAAGUCAUAUGAGUGAAGUGAAAGACAAAGAUGCUGUGACUUCAGUACCGGCUCCUGCUGAACCUUUGACCUUUGUCCAGAGCCCGCCUCCCUCAUUGCCAAGGCAGCAAUACGAGGAGCUGGACGGAGACAUAGUGGAGUACCCCUCCACUUUCACCAGCCCUGCCCCUUCUGUGUCUGAAUUGUCCUCUCUGCCAUUCUCUCAACCAGCUAGAGCUGCCUCUGAACAGACGCACCAGCCAAAGUCUUAUUUCUCCCUGCGUCGCCUCAACACAACACCACAAACAGCCCCCCUUUACAAAGCCCUUGAUCCCAGCCAUGCUUCCCUGCCUGCAUUUCCCAAACUGGGACAGUUGUCCAAAAAAUGUAAGACUCUGCAGAGGCGCUGCAUGGUGACUGGAGAUAAAAUAUCUUACAAUGAACACAGCCGGCUCACUGGCCCCAGUGCUGUCUCUCCUUCAAUGCCUGAAGAACGAAUCCCACUGGCUCAACUGAGCUAUGGCUCCAGUGCCAGCUGCCAACAGCCACUAUCACCAAAUCCCUGCCUCAAUUUCACUAUGGCUUUCUCUCCUGAUCAACAAACCCUGGCAGUGACUGUGCUCUGCCUCACUGGGACGCCCCACAGGCUGCAGGAUGUGUCUGUGCUGGGCAGCCUGCCGCCUCUCUACCCCUGUCCCAUACAGGCCUCUGCCCAGAGCAGCCUCAGCUCAGAGACCCACAGCCUGGUGCUGCUUUUGAAGGUGAGCUCUGUGAAGGAGCUUAUGAGGUGUGUCCUGAGAAUAGCCAUAUACACACGGGAACCCCCCAGCAUGAGAGGCACCACGCUGGCUGAACUGGAGGCUGAAUGUGGAGGGAGAGAUUGGGGAUCAGAGCAACAAUUUCACUUCACAAAGGAGCUCGAUCUAAACAAGUGGAGGACAAAAAAGAGUCUGAUAUCACACGAUGCACCUCCCUGUAAAGUGCUAAGCUGUCCUCCACAGAUCUACAUUUUGCUUCAGUAUCAGACUACGGACCACCGCAUCAAAGCCACGGUCCUCAGAGCAGAAAACCUAGAAAACCUCGUCCACUCGCUGGCAGCAGCAGAAUACCAGGUGGUGAUCAAUCUGCAUAAUAAAGGAGUCAUGAUCAGCAGCAGAGAAACUACUCUGUGGGAUUCUUCUUUCCUAUUUGACCUGCCUCCAUUUGAGAUCACUCAGCUGCCCCUCCUGCUUGAGUUUGUUAUCAUGCAGGUCAUUCCUGAAGGGAAAGCUGUCGGUCGAGUGCUUAUCGGAGCAGAGGCUGCAGGUGCAGGACUCGCUCACUGGAGGGACAUGUGCAGCCUGCAGGUGGAGCAGGCACGCUGGCACAUUGUACAACCAGAGUGUCUAUAGAGUGCUGACACUCACGAAAAACUUUGGGAGCAGUGGACCUGAUGUAUUGUUGGAACUCAGUGGGUAUCCGAAGUUAAAAAUAUCAUGUCACCCUUGCCAUAAAGGACACACAGCUGGUGUUUACAUUGUAUAUCAAAUUGUUUGACUACUGAGAGUUCAUUUGUGUGUAUAUAUAUGUAUAUGGGCAAUCAGCAAUAGCCUUAGUAAUGGCCUUAUUUCAAUGGAUCAACCUGUUAAUACUCAGUUGGGAAGGUACUGUAAGUGCACAAAACAACCUUUGUAGAGUUCAGAAUGCAUGGUCUUCUAACAGAACAAUGUAUGUCGUCUUUCUAAAUGGAUCUUUUACAUUUUUUGGAGAACUUAAUAAUAUCUUAUAACCAUUCAGUCACUCGAUAUGUAAAUAAAAGGAAAAACAUAAAGCUACUUGAAGUAAUCGUUUAAGUCCUGCUUAACAUCAGUCCUUGUUACUAAAAUCCAUGCAAUACAUUUAUUUUUUCAUGUGCAUAUGGAAUUUUAUUAUUACUCUAAGAUCCUUUUUUUAAAUAUCGUGUUGGCUGUUGGACUUUCUGAAUGAUGUGAAGAACGGUAGUUUGU
Messenger RNA from Notothenia coriiceps (black rockcod), 2187 nucleotides. RefSeq names its product synaptotagmin XVIIIb (gene syt18b). Gene Ontology annotation, molecular function: clathrin binding; SNARE binding; calcium-dependent phospholipid binding. The record is from RefSeq and is a predicted model, not a curated record. The transcript has 5 exons. NCBI's taxonomy places the organism in Eukaryota, Metazoa, Chordata, Actinopteri, Perciformes, Nototheniidae. Gene Ontology annotation, cellular component: plasma membrane; exocytic vesicle; axon. Bases 1 to 1593 code for a protein of 530 amino acids. Gene Ontology annotation, biological process: vesicle fusion; calcium ion-regulated exocytosis of neurotransmitter.